Messenger RNA from Sturnus vulgaris (Common starling), 3589 nucleotides. Lineage: Eukaryota; Metazoa; Chordata; Aves; Passeriformes; Sturnidae. The record is from RefSeq and is a predicted model, not a curated record.
GACAGAGCCUGGCUCUGCUCGUGGCAGGGUGAGGCACAGGGCUGGGAGAGCACAUGGGAAAUCCUGCACAGACACAUGGAAGCAUGUUGGCUUGGGAUUGAGGACUGAAUACUGGGAUAGGGGUCUGGAGAGGUGCAGGAAAUUCAUGGCUAUUCCAGCUGUGGAUAGGCAGGGUCAUGAGCAACCUUGUCUGGAUGCAGAUGCUCAGAGCAGAAGACUGGACCUGAGGCCUCCUGAGGUGCCUUCCAGACACAUUUCAUGGACCAUUUUAUGAUUGUUUUUGACACUUUUUGUGAGUUUGCCUUCAGCUCUCUGGGUGCUGAUGGGGGAUGAGGAAAAGCCAUGUCCUGUGUUUAGCUUGUCCUGUCAGUGCCAAGGGAGCCCUGGUGAUUUCUGUGUCUGAACCCUUCAGGCUGUUUGACAGACCAUCCACUUCCACUCUGAAUUGAGGGAGGAGCUGCCUGACACUGGGACAGCCUGAGGAUUGGCAAGCCAAAUUUAUGGGAUUAAGCUGUGCUUUACUUCUCUAUCAGGCUUUUAUCUGUUAAAGCUUGUUUUAAGUACAGUGUUUUGCUGGAACACUUGGGAGGCAGAGACCCAGUGGUGUUUCUGAUCCUUUUAGGACUGGGAUUGGCUUAGGAGCUGAUGGACAGGAAUUUUCCUAUUUUUUUGCCUGUGUAGUCUCUGGGAUGUCCCAGCUGGGUGCUGUCCUGGAACUGUUUUCCCAGGAACUUGUAUUUUUUUGUGGGUAAACAUUGAGUAUGCAUUGGGUGAGGCAUCUGCCUCUCCCUCUCUGUCCUCUUCCUUUUCACCACAAGGAAGGAAGUAAAAAUUUCUACUUCAAAGUGGAAAAACCUAUGGAUGCAAGCUCCGUGAAAAUUUAGUUUUAAAUUUGAAAGUUGACUGGUAAAAGUCUGGAAAUUUGUGCUUUGUUGCUCUGUAACAAGCCCAUUUUUUCCUCCUUACAGCUGCAGACAUCCAGCCUGGAAUUGUCCCUUGACACAGGCAGAGAUGGCCCACACGUGCCGGGGCACCAUCAACCUGUCCACAGCCCACAUUGACACGGAGGACUCGUGCAACAUCGUGCUGUCCAACGGGGGCAGGACCUACCACCUGAAGGCCAACUCGGAGGUGGAGAGGCAGCGCUGGGUCACGGCCCUGGAGCUGGCCAAGGCCAAGGCCAUCCGCAUGAGGAACAACCAGUCAGAUGACUCGGGUGACGAGGAGCCCGCCUCGCAGUCAGACAAGAGCGAGCUGCACGGCCCCCUGAAGACGCUGUCGAGUAAGCUGGAGGACCUGAGCACCUGCAAUGAGCUGAUCGCCAAGCACGGCGCGGCCCUGCAGCGCUCGCUCAGCGAGCUGGAGAACCUGCGCCUGCCGGCCGACAGCGGGGAGAAGAUCAAGGCGGUGAACGAGCGCGCCACGCUCUUCCGCAUCACCUCCAAUGCUAUGAUCAACGCCUGCCGUGAUUUCCUGGACUUAGCCGAGAGCCACAGCCGGAAAUGGCAGCGGCUGCUGCAGCAUGAGCGGGAGCAGCGGAUCCGGCUGGAGGAGACCAUCGAGCAGUUAGCCAAGCAGCACAACAGCCUGGAGCGAGCCUGCCGCGGGGCACCCGGCCUGGCCUCGGGCACCGCCAGCACCGCCAGCACCGCCAAGGCAGGGAGUGUGCAGUCUGCCAAAGGAGAGGCCAGUGAUGAAGAUGAGGAGACGGAGUACUUCGAUGCCAUGGAGGACGCACCAGCUUUUAUCACUGUAACCGCAGACCCCAAGCACCACAGGCGUUCGGGCAGCAACCUGAGCGGGGCCAGCGAGGGCCACCCCGAGGACUGGAACCUGGAGGACAGUGUCUUUGAGAGCUCGAAUCAAAGCAGCUACAAUGAAUCCACGGGCAAAGAUCUCCUGCCGAGGAAAAGGAGGCGGAGUCGCAUUCCUGACAAACCCAACUACAGCCUUAACCUGUGGAGCAUCAUGAAGAACUGCAUUGGCAAAGAGCUCUCCAAGAUCCCCAUGCCCGUAAAUUUCAACGAGCCCCUGUCCAUGCUGCAGCGGCUCACAGAGGACCUGGAGUACCACGAGCUGCUGGACAAGGCAGUGAAGUGUGAGAGCUCCACGGAGCAGAUGUGCUUUGUGGCUGCCUUCUCCGUGUCCUCCUACUCCACCACCGUGCACCGCACUGCAAAGCCAUUCAACCCCCUGCUGGGGGAGACCUUCGAGCUGGAUCGCCUGGAGGAGCUGGGAUUCCGAUCCCUCUGCGAGCAGGUGAGCCACCACCCCCCAGCAGCCGCCCACCACGUGUACUCCAGGCGAGGCUGGACGUUGUGGCAGGAGAUCACCAUUGCCAGCAAGUUCAGGGGCAAAUACCUCUCCAUCAUGCCACUGGGCGCCAUCCACCUGGAGUUCCACUCCAGUGGGAAUCACUAUGUCUGGAGGAAAGUCACCUCCACUGUGCACAACAUCAUCGUGGGCAAGCUCUGGAUCGACCAGUCUGGUGAAAUAGAGAUUGUUAACCAUAAGUCCAAAGAUAAAUGCCAGCUGAAAUUUACCCCCUACAGCUACUUCUCCAGGGAUGUUCCCCGCAAGGUGACAGGAGUGGUGAGUGAUGCCGAUGGCAAAGCCCACUAUGUCAUGUCUGGCACAUGGGAUGAGAAGAUGGAGUGCUCCAAGAUCAUCCACAGCAGCCACGGCAGCAGCAGCACCGAGGGCAAGCAGAAAACUGUGUACCAGACACUGUCCCCAAAGGUCCUGUGGAGGAAGUACCCUCUGCCGGAGAAUGCAGAGAACAUGUACUUCUUCUCGGAGCUGGCGCUGACGCUGAACGAGCCCGAGGAGCGCGUGGCGCCCACGGACAGCCGGCUGCGACCCGACCAGCGGCUCAUGGAGAGCGGCCGCUGGGACGAGGCCAACGUGGAGAAGCAGAGGCUGGAGGAGAAGCAGAGAGCCGUGCGCCGGCGCAGGGAGGCCGAGGCUGUGGAGGCCCUGGAGGAAGGGAAGGACUACGAGGGCUACACCCCGCUGUGGUUCGAGCGCAAGGUGGACGCCGUCACCGGCGAGCUCAUCUGUGUCUACAAGGGCGGCUACUGGGAGGCCAAGGACAAGCAGGACUGGAGCGUGUGCCCCGACAUCUUCUGAGCCCCCAGUGCUGCAGGGCCACCCCUGGGACAGCAGCACAGCCCGAGGGACAGCGAGGACACGCUGGCAGCGUCCUGCCGGGCCGACAGAGUCAAUACAUGCAGAGAUCCAAACAGGGAUUCCAAACCUAUUUUUUUAUGCACUAAUAAAUAGCACCCUUUUUUUUUUUUUUUUUUGGGGGGGGGGGUCGUUUUGUUUUGUUCUUUUUUUUAAAUGAUGGCUUUUCCAGAGACUGCUUAGGUGGAGCUGGGUUGGGUUUAGGAUGUUCAUCUCUGUCAGGAGUUGCUGCCUAUAUCCUCCAGUGCCUCGGCUCUGGUGGCCAAGACGUCGACUUCCAAAGAUGCCCGGGUUGUGGGAAUGCUGUGCUUGUGUGAGCUCUUCUCUUUGCCAUUUGUUUUUUUGGUUUUUUUUUGGGACUCCAUUUCUGUGUGGACUUUAUGGAAUUAUUUUUUUAAAAAAA